Molecule: messenger RNA, 1334 nt
Organism: Triticum aestivum (bread wheat)
Lineage: Eukaryota; Viridiplantae; Streptophyta; Magnoliopsida; Poales; Poaceae
Exons: 1
Coding region: 1-1035 (344 amino acids)
Source: RefSeq, a predicted model, not a curated record
AUGCCCAAAGCACUAUAUAUCUGCGCGUCUCUCUUCUCUCAGCAUCAUCGCGGUCGUUUGAAGCUAGCUACUCAACCCAUAGCCAUGGCAACCAGUCAAAGCACGGCACCUUCGUUCUUCAACUUCCUAAAGGAAGGCGUCCGCCUCCCGACCCGCAACCGGAGGCUCUUCAUAGCGGUCGGCGCCAUCAUCAUCGCCUCCACCGCGCUGCUCCUCCUCGGCAGCGACCUCGCCCUCCAGCCCCUCGCCGACGAGAUCCAGCUCGACGUCAAGGCGCUAAACGGCACCGACCCCGGCAGCCUGGAGUACGCCAAGCUCGUACAGGAGAUCCAGAAUGACACCAAGGAGCUCCUGCUCGUAGGCGCGGUGUACCUCCUCUUCGCGAUCGUCGUCAGCUCCGCCGUCCGGAUCAUCCUCCUCUUCGCCACCGUCUUGACGUACUCCGGCGAGCAGCGUGCUACCUUCAGCGAGCUCCUAGGAAAAGCUAAGGCGCAGCUGAAGGGCCCCCUGCUCACGCUCGCCUUCGUCUACGUCCUGGAGAUCGUCUACAUCGUGUUUCUGGCGUUGAUGGGGGCACUUCUCGUUGUUCUCAUGGCGAAGCAGUACUUCGUGUUGCUCAUCCUGGCGUCGCUGCUAGUCCUCUCCGCGGCCAUCUCCCUCGUCUACUUCUCCUUCGUCUGCUCUUUCAGCGUCGUCGUGGCGGUGGCCGAGCCCGGCUGCCAAGGGGCAGCCGCGUUAUGCAGGGCGUGUAGGCUGGCGAAGGGGAAGAAGUGGCAGGUCGUGCUGUACGUCGCCGUUACCUGUGCCCUGGCCAGCGUCCUUUCGCCGGUGCACACGCUCGCGACGACUUGCGCGGGUAAUAGCGUGGCUCUUGGGUUGCUCCUAGGUUUUGUGUACGCCGUUCUGAUGGCACUCGUGCAGUUGUUCGCCGUCUGCGCCAUGACCGCGUUCUACUACGAGCGCAGGGAGAACAUCGACAGCCAGCUGGGGGAUACUGCAUACGCCAAGUUAUCAACGGAAGAAGCAAACGCUUGAUCAUUCUACUUGUCACAACGAUUGGUGGUGGCAUGUAAUUGACUUGCUUGUAUAUUACUAUUCCCUCCGUUCCUAAAUAUUUGUCUUUUUAGAGAUUUCAAAUGGACUACCACAUACGGAUGUAUAUAGACAUAUUUUAGAGUGUAGAUUCACUCAUUUUGCUCCGUAUGUAGUCAUUUGUUGAAAUCUCUAAAAAAACAAAUAUUUAAGAACGAAGGGAGUAUAUGUUUAUUUUUCGGCAUGCUCCUACUAUAUGUAAUAUAUACUUUCUUGCACAACUAUAUACGACCUUUUGGACA